GGCGCUACGGAUGCAGUCAACAAUUCAAUAUGGCGCCGUCUUGUUUGGGUGAUUUUGUUUUCCCGUUACAAUAUUUCUGAUUGCGUCGUUGCCUUUCCGUGCAAGCCGCUGCUGUUCACUGCAUCGCAAUUUCAACGAUGAUACUAUGAGAGUAAAGUGAAAGCUUUCCGAAGCGACUGCAAUCCCGCAAUCAUGGCGAAUAGAAAAGACCCCAAGGAAUCUCUAAGCGCUUUAGAAAAGAAGUUGAUGACGAACCUGUUUGAAAACGGGAAGGCAUCCGUGUUUUCCAAGCCGCUUACGAGCCAGAAGAGUUUUACACCGAAAUGUGCGCCGUCAUCGAAUUCUACUCAAGUUCAGCACAUGCACAAACUACCAAGGUUCCCUGCCUGGUGCCACUGUGCGUACGUGCCUGCACAUUACCGCAACAUAGAAAAGCUUGUUUCUGGUCCCGGCGGUAUCGACGGACAGUGUGUGUCGUCACUCUUACUGUCGUCAGGUCUUCCAAAUCCAGUGCUGGGAAAAAUAUGGGAGCUAUGCAGCAGAACAAUCUCGGGGUCGUUCACGCAGCAGGAGCUGUACGCAGCCCUGGCUCUUGUUGCAGUCGUUCAGGCCGGUUACCCGCCAGCACUGGAGGUUCUGUUCCAGCUACCCCAACCUCCACUUCCAGCCUUUCUACAGCAACAGCCCAUAAGCUCUACCACUGUGUCACCCGCGCAUUGCACUCCUGACACCACCACUACAUGGCGCCACUAUCCCGUGCCUCCAAACAUGCAUCCUCCCCCGGUCAGCCUUCCGCAGGACCCUCAGCGUGCAACACUGACGCAGGCUUCCACUUUCGGUGGCCCGCAGAAGAAUACAACGAGACAUCCCGCUGCAUUUGUUCCUUCAGCGACUGCAUGUCAGAGUUCGACCUCGUUGGUAGACACGCCCUCGUCCACAACGAAGGUCGAAACUUCGUACCCGCAGCCGCAGUUCGCGGACGCUCCUCCGAGACCUGCAGUUUGGUGUAGUGAAGUGACAAAACCUGAUCCUGCGUGCGGUGUUCAACCAGUUCGGCUUGAUACAAGUGUACUUAUGCCAUCCGUAUCCGGUCAAGGUUCAAGUCUUGCUUCUCAGGACUCCAAGAUUGGCAACUUUGAUGAUUUUGCUGAUGACUUUGAUGACUUCAUGUCAGCCACCACCACCGCUACCACAUCAACUACGAACGACAGCAAGGACCCUUUUGAAACGGGGAAUUUUGUGACUGAUCCAAGAGAGGCAGGAGAUUUCGGAGGAAGCCUCCCGGACACAAAAGGGGGAACUAAUGUUGUGAUGCCUUCAGGAGACAGUUUAGCCAUAGAUUUUAAGGGACUGGGUGUUGCCCCAACGGAAUCGAAUUCUUUAUCAGCCUUAACCAACCUAGAUGUCAAGUGUGUGUCUUCCAAGAAACCGAGGUCUUCCUUGCCUAAAACGGGAAAGUUGACGGUGAAGAACAUGGCAAACUCAAAACCAUUCCAGUUCAAGAUCGACAUCUCGGCGAUUACGUCGAAGAAGAUCGACACCACAAAGCCGUCCGAAGCGAAAGUGAACGAUGCAGAAAAGGCGGGAGUUCCUGAGGAUUUCUGUGACUUUCCUGGUGGCGCGGUACCUCCGCCUGUUGAAGACGACUUUGCUGACUUUCAGCAGGCGUUUCCCGACACAAGGGUCGCGGAAGAUGAGGGUGUUGCGAAGUGCACGGAGGAUAGGUACAGUGUGUUUAAAGAAUUAGCAAAUGAUACCAUGAUACAAUGGAGUGAACCAGCGGGCGAAGAUAAGGAUAAGGACGACUGGCCCGCUGGAGCAAACAGCGAUGCUUCACAGACUGGUGCUGUAACAGUUCAAGGUGGUCUUUUCGCCGAAACAGACGACAACGACGAGGACUUUGGCGACUUCUGCCAUGUCAUUGUCCCUCCUCCUGUUUCACCAGCUCAGAGUACACCGAUGAGGUCUACUGAAGAGCCGGACUUUUUCGAAAUUUCUAGUCACACCCCUGAGCAGGUCCGGAGAAGCAAUCCGUCCCAGGACACCCUCUCUCUCGGUGACCGACUCUCCGUGUACAGCCUAGAGCUUGGGGGACGUAAUGGGUCGUCGCCAAGCCAUCACGGCUCGGUGCUCAGCUUGGAAUUCAGAAUGGGAAACAGCGACGGGACAGACGACGACGAAAGUCCCCGGAUGGGAUCAGACGACGGGGGCGGUGUUUCGGCUUCUGCUGAUGAAACGGCUUCUGUGGAUAUACCGUCUGACACACUAGAAGAAACCAGUCACUUCCAGGCCUGCCAACCUGCCCUUGUCCUAGACAAAUAUAGCUUUAUACGCGAGGUUAACCAACAACCUACCGAGGAAGGUGAUUGCGUUGACAAGUGGAUUUGCUGUCUACGAGGCAUUCUGGAAAUAAUACAAAGAGCAAAUUCUUUCUUUGGACGUGAAUCCAGCAGUCAGGUCUGCCGAGAGGCGCUCGAAACGGAGGAAGGAGCAAAUUAUGUGAAAAAUAUAACGGAGGUCUAUAAAGUUUGCCAGAGGAUUAAACUGUCCUCUAAACUCACUGGAAAGCAGUCGGAAACGUUGGAGAAGCUCUGCUUAGAUAUCCAGUCUAUAUGGGAGGACGUCGCGUCCUUCCUGGAGAACUCUUGCCUUUUUUCGAUACCAGUGUUGCCGGAGGUCGACACAAAAUGGAUGCCGAACCUGGACGACUCUUCCAAGGCAUGCGGCAUCUGUUUACUGCACGUGGACAAUCCAGAAAUGAUGACGUCGAAGUUGACGUACGGCGCGCGCCAAUAUCACGCGCCUUGUGCCAACCUAUGGGUGAAUUGCAUCAACUCGCUCUUGCCAGCCAUUCCAUAUCCAGACUUGCUCUAGGGGUUGCAAGAAAAAAAACAAAAAAGAGAUGGGUUGUUAUAUAUAGAUGUGUCUUGCCACUUACAUUCUUUUAAAAUUUAUUCUGCCAUACGGCCGAAGCAACCCGACAAAAUGUACUUUGAGUGAUAGGGCACGAGACUUAUGCAUAUAGUUUUUUUGCAAGCAAUUUCGAAGUGGCACGAAUCAGAGUGCCACGUUAACAUUCCAUGUAUAGGUACACGUUUAUGUACUAGUAGAGCGAUGAUACAAUUGUGCAGUGCGUAAGCGUGGGUGAAUGAUACCCUCCGGAACAGGAAAAAGAAAAAGUUGUACAUAGGCUCGAAGUAGCGUAAAUAUUUUACCGGUCUACGUGCCGAAUAUUACAAACGUGGUUCCGCACUGCAUGUACCGAUAUGUAUUUCUUAUCUGCCCCAGUUUACGGUGAUCUAACAUUAUUUAUCAGUUGCAUCAUGGACGGUGUGGAUAGAAACCCUAGCAGAGUUUUAAAAUAAAGAGGAAAGCAUUAUUGAAACAUUG
Molecule: messenger RNA, 3390 nt
Organism: Ornithodoros turicata
Lineage: Eukaryota; Metazoa; Arthropoda; Arachnida; Ixodida; Argasidae
Product: synergin gamma-like
Exons: 11
Coding region: 193-2874 (893 amino acids)
Cellular component (GO): clathrin coat of trans-Golgi network vesicle
Molecular function (GO): protein binding
Source: RefSeq, a predicted model, not a curated record